GUGCAUUGCACGGGACUUAAAUUAGUUUUAGGAAAAUUUGCGAGAAAGGUCCUUUUAAGUGGUCGACCUUGUGAGAAAGACCCUUUUAUAAAAACGGUGGCACAAAAGGUCCUUUUAUCCAUUUUGGGUUGUGUAGAGGGUCCAUUGACCGAACUUCGGCGUUGACUUUUUUUUUUUUUUUUUUUUUUUUUCCGGCCAAAAAAUUGCACGUGACUACUUAAUCCUCCUUUUUUUUUUUCUUUUUUUUUUCCCUUUUCCCCUCUUCUUCCCUCUAAUUCCCUCGAUUUUUCCCUCUUACCCAAUUGAAACCUUAUUUUAGCCCAGGUCAGAAAACUUGAAUUGUUGUCCUUCAAAUCACAAUUGAAAGACAAUCAAAGCCUAUAAACAACAGGCGAAUCAGGUAUGGUGAGAAUCCUUUGUCAAUUUCAGGUUUUGUUUCGCAAUUUUGUAAUUUUUCAUUGAAUUUUCCCCUUUUCGCCUUCUGCUUGUUCUUCACCAUUUUUACAGACCAAGUGAGCAAUUUUGGGAAAAAAUUGAGAGCUUUUACUACUUUGAAAGAGACAAAAUAGGGGCAGAGUUAAACACUUACCAAUUAAAUAGCUUGUGGGGUUAAUCUCUUGCCAUAAAACAAUUCGCCAUUAAUUCCAUCAACAAUGCAUCGCCAUUAAUGGUGGGUUAGCUUCUUGUCACAUCACAUGGGUUAAAGGGAAAUAAGGGAGGGAAAUAUUUUAAGGGGAAAGGGGAAAAUAGAGGGUAUUAGAGGGAAGAACAGGGGAAAAGGGGAAAAAAAAAAAAGAAAAAAAAUGGAAUUAUGUAGUCACGCGCAAUGCACGUGACUUUUUUUGGCCGGAAAAAAAGUCAACGCUGGAGUUUGGUCAACGGACCCUCUACACAACCCAAAAUGGAUAAAAGGACCUUUUGUGCCAUCUUUUUCAUAAAAGAGCCUUUCUCACAAGAUCGACUACUUAAAAGAACCCUCGCCAAUUUUCCAUAGUUUUAUAAAAAGGUUAAGAUAAUUUGCCAAUUACUACCGCAAGUUAAUACCACUUUAUAAAUUACUACCGCAAAUUAAAAAAGUUGUGAAUUACUACUGCAAAAAAUUUUAAGAUGUUGCGAUUACUACGUCAAUAUAUCCCUUUAACCCGUGUUUGACCAUGGUUAAGGGCUUUAACCAGCCCCCCAAAAAAAAAGGAAAUGGUUUAGGGAUAUAAUGACGUCAUGGUUAAGGGUUUUAACCAUGGGUUAAAGUGAUAUAAUGACGUCAUAGUUGGUUUUAAUGGGGGUUUGGUAGUAAUCGCAACAUCUUAACAUUUUUUGCGGUAGUAAUUCACAACUUUUUUAAUUUGCGGUAGUAAUUUACAAAGUAGUAUUAACUUACGGUAAUAAUUGGCAAAUUAACAAGAGGAGCGUUAUCAAGGGGAGCAUCGUUUAGUACAACGGUACAACCUUUCAAAAAUCUCAGCUACACAAUUUAUCCCGCUCAAAUUCAAAAACCAUUUCAUUUCUUCACUGUUUUUUGAAGAGAGAAACAAAGAGGGAAGACAAAAAGGGCACCUCAAAGAAGCUCAACAAUGGCGGAAAUUGAGCAAGAUCAACAAUUACCUCGAAAAAUUGCAGGAAUUCUUGAUGAAAGCAAAGCUUCAUAUGCAACUCACAAUCGAAAACUCAAGGAACUCUCGAAUCUCAGAUCUUCAUCACCUACAGAUCUCUUCUUCGCUUCUUACCGUAAAGCUCUAUUACCUGUUUUCAAUUUCCAGCGACGAACUGCCUCUGCUGAGUGCAUCAUCCGCUUCAUUUCCACCUUCGCCUGUUUCACUGACUCCAAAAAUUCCGCCAUUGAUGAUCAAUUCUUCGAAGCUUUUAUGCGGUUUCUUCUCUCUGCUGUCACUUCCGCUAAUAAAACUGCUAGGUUUCGUUCAUGUCAGAUUAUUUCUGAGAUCAUAAUGCGGUUGCCAGAUGACGCAGAAGUGAGCAAUGAGCUUUGGGAUGAGGUGGUAGACAGCAUGACUAUACGGAUGGGGGAUAAAAUUCCUGUAAUUCGUACAUUUGCAGUUAGAGCUCUAUCACGUUUUGUGAAUGAUUCUGAGAACAGCGAAAUACUUAAUUUAUUCAUUAAAACCCUGGAUUCAGAACAAAACGCGGAUGUAAGAAAGACUAUUCUGCUAGCACUCCCCCCCACUAAUGCAACAUCGUCAGUGAUAAUUGGUUGUACUCUUGAUGUCAGCGAGUCAGUUCGCAAAGCAGCAUAUUUUGUCUUGGCCAAUAAAUUUCCCCUCCAGAGUCUCAGCAUCAAGCUCCGGGCUUUAAUCCUUCAGAGAGGACUAUCUGAUCGUGCACCAGCAGUUGUGAAAGAAUGUCUUAAGUUAAUGAAAGAUGAAUGGUUAAGCAAAAACUGCAACAAUAAUCCUAUUGAACUUCUUAAGUACCUUGAUGUAGAAACAUACGAGAGCAUUGGUGUUUCUGUUAUGAGGGCUCUCUUAGAUGCUGGGAUGGGUAAGCCUGAUGGAAAUCAGAAGAUACAGCAGUUCAAGGAAUCAUCCUGUGAUGGAGCUAGAGAUUCAGAUAAUGACAGCCUAGGCCAUGAACUACUGGAACCAGAGGUUGCCCUCUAUUGGAGGGUUGUGUGUCAGCACCUACAAAAAGAGGCACAGGUGAAAGGUUCUGAUGCUGCUGCAACUAUGGGCACUGAAGCUGCAGUCUAUGCAGCAGAAGCUUCUGACAGCAGUGAGCUCCUGGAGAAAGUACUCCCCGCAACAGUUUCUGAUUAUGUGGAAUUUGUCCAAGCACAUAUUAAAGCGGGAGCAAAUUAUCGGUUUGCAUCACGGCAACUGCUGUUGCUUGGUUCUUUGCUUGACUUCUCUGAUGCUACAAUCAGGAGGAUUGCCAGCACAUUUGUACAGGACUUGCUGCAUAAGCCACUUGAAUAUGAAAUAGAUUGCAGUGAAAACAAGAUUUUGAUAGGAGAUGGCAUCAAUAUUGGUGGCGAAAGGGACUGGGCCAAUGCUGUAGCAGGGUUGGCAAAGAAAGUUCAUUCUGCUGAUGGAGAGUUUGAAGAAGUUGUUCUUCACGUUGUGGAAGAACUUGCUAGGCCAUGCAGAGAAAGAAGUGCCGACUUCAUGGAGUGGUUGCAUUGCCUUGCUGUUAUUGGUCUUCUCUUGGAAAAUACAAAAUCGUUACCCUUGCUACAAAGGAAGGCUAUUGAACCUAUUGAAUUACUAAACGCCUUGCUGCUUCCAGGGGCCAAGCAUCUUAAUUUGGAUGUGCAAAGGGUUUCUGUCAGAUGUCUUGGUCUUUAUGGAUUGUUGGAAAAAAGGCCAAGUGAAGAAGUGGUGAAACAACUAGGAUUUUCGUUUGCCAAGGGCCCCUCUCCAAUCAGUCUUCUAGCUGGCAAGGGAUUAUUAGAUCUUGUAACGUGGCAUGGACCUCAAGAUGUUGAUAGAGCUAUAGGUGAAGAUAUACUCUCACAAAUCCCUGAUAACAGGCUGUAUCCUGCCCCUGAAAUAGGUGAUAAAGUUGAUUGCAACAGUGAUGGAGUACUCUAUCUUUUAUACAUUGGAUUAGAAAGUAAUUUUGAUGACCAAGUAUUGGAUGUGGGGGGCAACGAGUCAGUCCAAGCUACUCUAGGGGAAGGUUUUGCAAAGAUUCUUCUUCUGAGUGAGAAUUAUCCUAGCAUUCCUGGUUCCCUGCAUUCCUUAAUAUUGGCCAAGUUAAUUGCUUCCUAUUUCAGCGAGGAAAACAGUGAAGUACAGAGGUUAAAACAAUGUCUGUCGGUGUUUUUUGAGCAUUACCCUUCACUGUCAGUUAAUCAUAAGAAGCAUCUAUCCAAGGCCUUUGUUCCAGCAAUGCGUGCAAUGUGGCCUGGAAUUAACAGGAAUCAUAGGGGAUCAGUGGUCAUGAUAUCUAACUUGCGUAAACGUGCAGUUCAAGCAUCACGUUUUAUGCUACAGAUGAUGCAGUCAAUAUUGUACAAAAAGGAGACCGAUAAUCAUGUAGAUAACCCUGAGGAUAAUCCAGGUUCUGUAGAUGACACUGAUGGAUUUGUGGCUGGAGAGGAGGGUCUUGCUAUACGCAUUGCCGUUGAGGUGACUGGCUUUCAGACAAAGAAAACAGCAGCAGAAAAAGCUUACGUUGCAGCACUAUGCAAGAUCAUAAUAUUACUCCAUUUCCGAGUGUCAGAACAAGGAGCAAUCAAGUUGAUGCGACUCCUGCUAAAUUGUGUUGUUGGAUCUGUCUCAUAUGAUAAGGAGCUCGUUAAAGAGCUGACUAGCAUGGCUAAACAAUUGAAGGCAUUGGAUGGUAGUCCAGAUGAAGACCUGUCAAGAGAUAAAGCUGAUGUCAUUCUAGGAUCAUUGGAGCUAGAGUAUAAUCUUGACGAGGAUCAUACAAGUGAAAUGCCAGCAACUCCAGCUCAGCGCUCCACACGACCAACCCGUUCAAGAAGGCGUGUACAGCGUGAAGAAAGCAGCUCUUCUGACGAGGAAGUUUCAGUGAUGUCUAUUGUUAACUCAACUGUUCGGUCAGGUGCACGUUCCCAAAGGGCCUGCAAAACAGCAGCAUUGACAAAGAUGACUACUAGUAGGGCUUAUGAUGGUAUCGACGAGGAAGAAGAGUCAGAUUUAACUUCUGAUGAGGAGGCCAACAGUUCAGACUCAUCACCUCAGUGAGUUGAUGCUUCCAGAGACCUCUACAUUUGUAAUAUAAUUUAACUUUCUUUUUUUUUUUUGGACAAGUGUAAUUUGUCAGAGAAAAUGUGCAGAUAAAACUCUCAUAUUUUUUUUUUUUGACGAAAACCGAGCUCAAACUUUAUAAAUCAAGCGAAGGCAUUAAAUCAGCCAAAACAAAUUCAGAUAUACAAUGAGGAACUUCACGGUUA
This is a messenger RNA of Chenopodium quinoa (quinoa), 4873 nucleotides long. Its product is annotated as condensin complex subunit 3-like. Bases 1572 to 4664 code for a protein of 1030 amino acids. Lineage: Eukaryota; Viridiplantae; Streptophyta; Magnoliopsida; Caryophyllales; Amaranthaceae. The transcript is spliced from 12 exons. Gene Ontology annotation, cellular component: condensin complex; condensed chromosome. The record is from RefSeq and is a predicted model, not a curated record. Gene Ontology annotation, biological process: mitotic chromosome condensation.